Molecule: messenger RNA, 1868 nt
Organism: Oryza sativa Japonica Group (Japanese rice)
Lineage: Eukaryota; Viridiplantae; Streptophyta; Magnoliopsida; Poales; Poaceae
Product: KH domain-containing protein At1g09660/At1g09670
Biological process (GO): regulation of mRNA splicing, via spliceosome
Cellular component (GO): nucleus
Molecular function (GO): mRNA binding
Source: RefSeq, a predicted model, not a curated record
GAGAAUCCAAAGCCCUCCUUUGGGUUUGUCUCUACCUCUCUCUCCUCCCUUCUCCCACCCACCCCUUCUCUCUCUACCUCUCUCUCCUCCCCCUUGUGGGUGUGUGCUGUGGUGGAGAGGAGAAAGGGAGGAAGAAGAGGAGAGCAAGAACCAAAAACCAAGAGCUGCUGCCAACCCUGCACAGCCUGGGCUUGUGAUCAUUGAUUGCCCAACUAUUACUACCUUCCUGUUUUUUUCUUCUCAUAUAGAAGAAUCCCAUCUAUCUAUCCCUUAUACAUAUCUCUUCUUCUCUUUGGUUCUUGGAAAUCUCCCAUCUCUUCUAGAUUUCCUUUGUGGCUUCAAGGGCCUCCACACCAUAUCUUGAUUAGUAGUUGGUUGCUCUUCUUCUUGUUCUUGGUUUUCUUGAUUGCUUAGGGGGUUGGAAUUUUGCGGUUCUUGGUUUCUUGGUCUUUCCCCCCAAUCUUUGCAAGUCUUGUAGAGAGUAUUUGAGUUGUUCCUUCCGCUUGUUGGGGAGCCAUGGAUGAUAGGAUUCCGCCACCCUCGCCCUUGCAGUACUCGCCGUCUCCCGUCCAUUCUUCUCCUCACCCCCUCAGUUCUUUGAGGUAUUCUUCCUCUGAAAGAGAGAGAUAUCUGGCUGAGUUGCUUGCCGAGAGGCAGAAAUUAGCUCCAUUUGUACAAGUUCUUCCCUUCUGCACCAGGCUCUUGAACCAAGAGAUUCUGCGGGCGUCUUCUUUGCCACCUAACCAUAAUUUUGUUGAUCCUGAGAGAAUCGAGCAUGGUAGCCCAUUGAGGUUACCUGGCCUCCCAGUGAAUGGUCAGCCAAUGGAUCUGGAGGGAUGGUCAGGGAUGCAAACAGAGAAUAUGAGGGUUCUGCAAGCAUCAUCUAUGGGCUGGAAUGGUCCUCCAGCAAUUACUGGCACCCCUGUUGUCAAGAAAGUUGUGAGGCUAGAUGUUCCUGUCGACAAGUAUCCUAAUUACAACUUUGUUGGUCGGUUGUUGGGGCCACGAGGUAACUCCCUCAAAAGAGUUGAAGCUUCAACCCAGUGUAGGGUUUAUAUUCGGGGACGUGGUUCAGUGAAAGAUUCUGUUAAGGAGGACAAGCUGAGAGAUAAACCUGGGUAUGAGCACCUGAAUGAACCGCUGCAUGUGCUUGUGGAAGCAGAGUUCCCGGCAGAUAUUAUUGAUACCCGUCUAAACCAAGCUGUGACUAUCCUAGAGGAUCUUCUCAAACCAAUUGAUGAGUCAAUGGACUACUACAAGAAGCAACAACUGAGGGAAUUGGCCAUUCUAAAUGGCACCCUGAGAGAGGAAAGCCCAAGUCCUCACCUGAGCCCCAGUGUAUCCCCCUUCAACUCCACCGGGAUGAAGCGCGCGAAAACAGGGCGGUGAUCUCGGUUCCGAAAGCAUUAUUAUUCUCCAAAUCUGGUCAUGGUUUCUAUGUCUGAUCACAUGCUGCUGUGCUUUGCUGGAGAUGAUUGGUGAUGCAUAUGCUGGGAUCAUCAGUGCUGCUGGCCUAUGCCUGUCAUGAUCUGCCUUGUUUUAUCAUCCUUGGGGGUGAAUGAUCCUCUCUGUGGGCUUGAUGUUUGACGGUAUUAUUAUUUAUUCUUUGUGCAUCUGACUUCUGAAUAUUAACAUUAUUGGUUUGGGUAAGUUAACAACAAGGCCCGGUUUGGCCAAUCUAGAAAGAAUUGGGAUCCCAAGUGUCGGACAAUAAUCAGGUUUUGUCGGUGUACCUGAAAGAAAUAGUAGUAAUUUGUCAAAGGGGCUGGUGCUCUUGUGUGCUAGUGCUUAGUACAAGACAGCCAAGCAAUGAAGCAAGUAUAGCUGAAGAGACAACCCUCCAUUAAUGAUUAUUUGCAUUCAUACAA